AUGCCUCAUUUUACUUCAAUACAUGCUGAGUUAGAUUUAUGGGAAUUAUUUUGGGAAAACCAGUCAAGUAUUCCUUCAACUGUUGCUGGUACUUUAAAGUCCAUUGACAUGAGAGGUUUUCUAAAUAUAAGGACAGCAUUUAUAAUUUUAGGAACAAUUCCAAUAACAACUUGUGAAUGUGAAAGAAGUAUUUCAGUUAUACGUAGGCUAAAAACAUUCUCUAGAAGUAAUAUGAUUGAGUCUCGCUUUAACUCUUUAGCAUUAAUGUCCAUACAUCAAGAAAUUUUUCCAGAUGUUGAAAGAGUCAUUGACAUUUUUUCAAAGUCAGAAAUAAGUAAAAUGUCCAGAAGUGGAGGGCCAACCUUAGGCAAUAUUACUUUACACUCCAGAAAUGGAGGGCUAACCUUGGGCAAAAUGACACUUGAGGACAAUUUCUGUACAUUUUGUGGAAAUAAGAAAAAGGUUAAAGAAGAAGAGGAAGUAAAUAUUCGCAUAAAUGAAAAAUUUGCUCUUAGCGACUUUCAAAAGUAUAAAACUGUCGAGAGGAAAUCUAGGUUCAAAAGAAAAUCUUUUGCACCGAUAAUUUCCAAUGACUCUCUAAAAAAAAGUCGUUCUAUUGAGAAUGUAACAAUAAAUGUUGGUAUUAUGAAAGAUAAUGGUAAAGAUGAAAUUAACAUUGUGAGGGGAAGUAAAUUGCCUAUACAUGUCCCAAGGCAAGGUAAUGCAAAGAUGGUUUUUGAAAUCGCUUGUGGAAAACAUGCAGAUCAUAACCAAUUUUUUGAUUAUAACGAUAACUGGGUACUACUAUAUCCUGAUAAAAAAAAAGCUGAAUAUGUUCCAGGCACUAACUCUUUGUUUACAGUUGAAAAGUAUAAAGAAAGUUUAAACAAACCAUUUUCAAAGAUAGACUUAUAUCUGUGUAAGCAAAGUAUUUUAAAUCUAGAAAAUAAAGAAGUCGCCGAUUUAAAUAAUGACAGCUCUAUUUCGGAUUUAGAUAACUUCUGUUUUCAAUAUCAUAGUGAAGAUUUCAAUAAUAACACUUUGUCAAAUAAUUAUCUUGGAGAUUUUCCAGAAAAAUUAUCUAUUGAAAAUAAUCAAUCAUUUUCUUAUUUUGGUGUUGUUGACAGUAAAUCUGUAAAAAAUUUUAAAGAUAUUUCUUCACAACAAACAGCCAGUCAAUCUAGUUCAGGCGUCAGCUGCGGUCUUUGUCCUGUAUGUAAUCAAAGGUUUCCUUUUUCAGUGCUUGAACAACAUGCAGAUAAUUGUUUAAAAAAUAAAGAAAAGCAAAUAGUAUAUUUGAUUGAUUCUGAUGACUCAAUUGAUUUGACUAAUAGUUAUGAAAAAGAACAAGAUUUUGAUAAACCUGAGAAUAUAAAUGAUCUUAAAAAAAAGAUUCCAGUUUUAAUAAAACAACUCAGUGAUAUACAUGAUGGCGAUGUCAGAAUAAAUGUUCGUCGUCAAUUUGAAUUUGAAGACUUCCACAAAUUUUUUACUAAAAGUUGGAACAAGGAUAAAAUCCACAAUUUAUACAAGUUUUCAUUUGUUGGUGAGCCUGCUAUCGAUACAGGUGGAGUGUCUCGAGAAUUCUAUUCAGAAGCUUUAAAAUCAAUUAAAAUUAGGUUCUUUACUGGCGAUGAUUUGGUUGGCUAUGUACCAUCAUGUGGUAUUCUUAGUGUUGCAGAUGGCACAGUAAAAACUAUAGGCCAUUUAUUUGCAGCAUCUAUGGUGAAUGGCGGACCUGCACCUUUUUUUUUGUCCCCUUAGGUUUAUGAGCUUAUGGUGAAUGGCAUUUCAACUGCAGUACGGUGUUGUCCAAAGGCUUUAGAUGAAUCUUCAAAUUUAAAAAGUAUUUUUGAUAAAGUAAAAUAUCUCAUUUUCUUGCUAUUUCUGUGACAAAUAAAAAUAU
This is a messenger RNA of Hydra vulgaris (swiftwater hydra), 1906 nucleotides long. Lineage: Eukaryota; Metazoa; Cnidaria; Hydrozoa; Anthoathecata; Hydridae. The record is from RefSeq and is a predicted model, not a curated record.